UGCGUCUUUCCAUCAAUUCCACCAUUUCUGCCAUGCCAAUUGCCAUAAUCCAUUCUUCCGGUUUUCGUCGCUCUUUCAGACGAACAAGAUGGCAGAUCAGAGCGAACGCGCGUUCCAGAAACAGCCCACGAUCUUUCUUAACCGUAAGAAAGGUCUGGGUCCGAAGCGCAGGAAGCCUAUGAGAUACAGCCGCAAUGUCGGACUCGGUUUCAAAACUCCUCGCGAAGCUCUUGAGGGCACCUAUAUUGAUAAGAAAUGUCCGUUUACGGGCAAUGUAUCAAUUAGAGGCCGGAUUCUUACCGGUGUUGUACAAAAGAUGAAAAUGCAACGCACUAUUGUUAUUCGCAGAGACUACUUACAUUACAUUAGGAAGUACAAUCGGUUCGAGAAGCGACAUCGCAAUAUGAGUGUCCAUCUCAGUCCGUGUUUUAGAGAUGUAGAAAUUGGUGAUGUAGUCACCAUUGGAGAAUGCAGACCUUUAAGCAAGACAGUAAGAUUUAAUGUAUUGAAGGUAUCGAAAGGAACAGGAUCAAAGAAAAGCUUCAAGAAGUUCUAAACAUCUAUCUUACAGCAAUUUUGUUUGUAAAUAUUCAUUUGUAAUUUAUAUCACUAUAACUGUUUAGGUCAUUUGUAUCCUGCACAUUUCAUUUUAUAUACAAUUAUUGUAUAUAAUUUAUGUAUAAUUUAUUAAAUAUACAAUUUUCUGAAGAUGUCAAAAUAUACGUAAGAAUUGCUUAAUAAUUUUUAUAUACUCAUAAAAGUGAUGGAAUUAAUCCGAGACGCGAAAGAUCCAUUGUGUGUAAUAAGGGUGCCAAAAACUAAAGUGUGUACUGAGGGUUAAUAUAAUCUUUUAAAGCAAAAA
Messenger RNA from Acromyrmex echinatior (Panamanian leafcutter ant), 862 nucleotides. Its product is annotated as small ribosomal subunit protein uS17. Gene Ontology annotation, molecular function: structural constituent of ribosome. Gene Ontology annotation, biological process: translation. The record is from RefSeq and is a predicted model, not a curated record. Gene Ontology annotation, cellular component: ribosome; cytosolic small ribosomal subunit. NCBI's taxonomy places the organism in Eukaryota, Metazoa, Arthropoda, Insecta, Hymenoptera, Formicidae.